Meloidogyne enterolobii is the source of this 495-nucleotide messenger RNA. The record is from the annotation of a GenBank genome assembly. NCBI's taxonomy places the organism in Eukaryota, Metazoa, Nematoda, Chromadorea, Rhabditida, Meloidogynidae.
AUGUCUGGAAUUGGAGGAAGAGGACCGGCGUGGACUAAUGUUGAACUUUUAGCCUUUUGUUCGGCUGUCGAAAAGAAGCACGAAAUACUUUUUAAUACACAAAAGGGUGCCAAUUAUAGUAAAACAAUCGAAGAAGCGUGGAUUGAAAUUGCACAAGAGAUGAUUGAAAUGGGAUAUAUGAGGUUUAGCGACAAGAAUGUGAAACAAUUGAGAGGAGAUAUUUGGAGUAAGAAGAAGGAGGCAGUAAUGAAGAAAUAUGAUAUUUCACAAAAGACUGGGAGUGGAAAAACAAAAUGGGAGGAAUGGGAAAAAGUUAUUCUCCGUAUUGUUAAAAGAACGAAACAAGCUGAUGGUCUUGAUAUUAGUGACUCAGGAACGGCUCCAUCAAAAUUACAAACAAAACUUUUAAGUGAAGUGAAAUUGUGUGAAAUACCCGAAUCUUCGUGUACACCUCGAGCUACAAAAAAACGAAAAGUUUGUAAAAUAUGUAGAUAA